Messenger RNA from Pseudoliparis swirei, 3835 nucleotides. RefSeq names its product involucrin-like. The coding region runs from base 2203 to 3747 and encodes 514 amino acids. The transcript is spliced from 2 exons. The record is from RefSeq and is a predicted model, not a curated record. Lineage: Eukaryota; Metazoa; Chordata; Actinopteri; Perciformes; Liparidae.
CUGUGACGCCCUCGCUUCACGUUCUCUUGGUGGUCGUGGAGACCAGAAGAAGAGCGCCAGGCCUGCUGACUGAAACCGUCUGUGGAGAUUCUGGGAUACUUCAAAGAAAUGUAGUAUAGGAGUAGAUGAAAUCAAGCCUUCUGAUUGGUUAAGAGUCACAAGGUGUACAUUAUUCAGCCAUAAUGCCUGACAGCUGUUUACAUUUAUCUGAGCCAAUAAGAUCCUUCAGGUGGACGUCAAGCAGAGAAAAGAAAGAAAGGGACACCACUAAAGGGUGACCACUAGGGGGCAGCAGUUGCAGUAUAAAGGGUGACCACUAGGGGGCAGCAGUUGCAGUAUAAAGAGUGACCACUAGGGGGCAGCAGUUGCCGUAUAAAGGGUGACCACUAGGGGGCAGCAGUUGCCGUAUAAAGGGUGACCACUAGGGGGCAGCAGUUGCCGUAUAAAGGGUGACAACUAGGGGGCAGCAGUUGCAGUAUAAAGGGUGACCACUAGGGGGCAGCAGUUGCCGUAUAAAGGGUGACCACUAGGGGGCAGCAGUUGCCGUAUAAAGGGUGACCACUAGGGGGCAGCAGUUGCAGUAUAAAGGGUGACCACUAGGGGGCAGCAGUUGCAGUAUAAAGGGUGACCACUAGGGGGCAUCAGUUGCAGUAUAAAGGGUGACCACUAGGGGGAAUCAGUUGCAGUAUAAAGGGUGACCACUAGGGGGCAGCAGUUGCAGUAUAAAGGGUGACCACUAGGGGGCAUCAGUUGCAGUAUAAAGGGUGACCACUAGGGGGAAUCAGUUGCAGUAUAAAGGGUGACCACUAGGGGGCAGCAGUUGCCGUAUAAAGGGUGACCACUAGGGGGCAGCAGUUACAAUAUAAAGGGUGACCACUAGGGGGCAGCAGUUACAAUAUAAAGGGUGACAACUAGGGGGCAGCAGUUACAAUAUAAAGGGUGACCACUAGGGGGCAGCAGUUACAAUAUAAAGGGUGACAACUAGGGGGCAGCAGUUACAAUAUAAAGGGUGACCACUAGGGGGCAGCAGUUGCAGUAUAAAGGGUGACCACUAGGGGGCAGCAGUUGCAGUAUAAAGGGUGACCACUAGGGGGCAUCAGUUGCAGUAUAAAGGGGGACCACUAGGGGGCAUCAGUUGCAGUAUAAAAGGGGACCACUAGGGGGCAGCAGUCGGUGUAGACGUCGGGGACACGACUAAACAAAGUCCGGUAAAGGUGGAAAGAUAUUCACAGAUUGGGACUUCCUGUGUGUUGGUCUGUUGUCAUGGCAACAGACCAACACACAGGACCGUGUUCUCUCGGCUCCUGAAAUGUGAUACUCAACGUUUGGCUCACUGAUUACUGACUAUUUAUAAUGUCGCACAAAACCGUGUUAUAACAAGUUUGCCUUUGAAGUGGACAUUAUUGACGAUACAGUCCUGCCUCUCGUACCUUAUUGUUUGAAUAUAUAUCAAUGUGUGAGACGUGUUUGAAUCACAACUCUUGGUUUUAGGGGGCAGUGCCUGUAGACGUGGGGGGGGGGGGGGGGGGGUCACGAACUCUGGGUCAGGACUACAGAUGAGGACCAGACCAGCACCCAGUCCCCCAUGAUCUGGAGGAGGGAAGGGGGCGGAGUCUGACUGAACUUAAGUUGACUGAGGACACUGAGGACACUGAGGACACUGUUAUUCUAAUAGUAUUUGUCCACUCAUGUUUACACAAAAAGUCCAAUUCGUUGUGUGUCCAACUCAAAUAAAGCCGGUCCGCUCAGUUCAUGGUCCGGUCACUGUUUCAUUCACAAAGGUCGGGGAGGUCGAUGCGUGCAGCUCGUCCCUCUGAGGGGAGGUUGUGUUUCUGGGAUCGACAAAAUAAACUGAAUUGAAUCAACAUAUUUUAUUAAAUAUAGCCUGAAAGUAAUGUAGAGCAUACAUGGAACAGGAAUCAACGUUUAAUGAAGUAGAUUCAUUAAAAAUAGAAAACAUUUAACUUCAGUCACAUUUUGAGACUUUUAUUUUGAAACUCCGCGGCUCAUCGGUUCCGGAAGCUGUAUUCUUCACUGAGGCUAAUUCACAGUAUUCAAGAUGGCGUCUACCAGGAACCUGCGAGUCCGCGGAGUGUUAGCUUAGCACGUUAGCCACAGGCUAGUCCGAGGGCCUGUUGAUGGAGAGCAGCGGGCUUUGUGACGGAGUUCGUGUGGACAACAAGUGUGUGUCGUUGUGUGAACAUGUGUAAAGUCCACAUGCUGAGAGCCUUGGUGAAGCAGCGACUCACUGCGGCUGCGCAAGAGAUAUUUGGGCUGUUUGAAAGAGCGAUAGCAGAGUACGAGGAGGAACUGUGUGCUUCUAGAGAGGAGAACGAGCGACACCGGGAACUACUGGACGCUGUGCUCAACCCUCAGCUGCGGCUCCACAGAGCAGACGGCCAGCAGCUGGUGGGUCAACACGAGGGUCCUGAGCAGGACUGGAGCUCCAGUCUGAACCAGCAGGACCAGGAGGACCAGGAGGACCAGCAAGACCAGCAGGACCAGCAAGACCAGGAGGACCAGAAAGACCAGGAGGACCAGAAAGACCAGGAGGACCAGCAAGACCAGGAGGACCAGAAAGACCAGAAAGACCAGGAGGACCAGCAGGACCAGCAGGACCAGCAAGACCAGGAGGACCAGGAGGACCAGCAGGACCAGCAGGACCAGCAGGACCAGCAAGACCAGGAGGACCAGAAAGACCAGAAAGACCAGCAGGACCAGCAGGACCCUCAUAUUAAAGAGGACCAGCAGGACCAGGAGGACCAGCAAGACCAGGAGGACCCUCAUAUUAAAGAGGACCAGGAGGACCAGCAAGACCAGCAGGACCAGGAGGACCAGCAAGACCAGGAGGACCAGAAAGACCAGAAAGACCAGCAGGACCAGCAGGACCAGCAAGACCAGGAGGACCAGGAGGACCAGCAGGACCAGCAGGACCAGCAAGACCAGGAGGACCAGAAAGACCAGCAGGACCCUCAUAUUAAAGAGGACCAGCAGGACCAGGAGGACCAGCAAGACCAGGAGGACCCUCAUAUUAAAGAGGACCAGGAGGACCAGCAAGACCAGCAGGACCAGGAGGACCAGAAAGACCAGGAGGACCAGGAAGACCAGGAAGACCAGGAGGACCAGCAGGACCAGGAGGACCAGCAGGACCAGCAGGACCAGCAGGACCAGCAGGACCAGCAAGACCAGCAGGACCAGGAGGACAAGCAAGACCAGGAGGACCAGCAGGAUCUAGAGCCCCCUCAUAUCAAAGAGGAAGAGGAGGACCUCUGGACCAAUCAGGAGGGAGCGCAGCUUGAAGGUCUGGAGGAGGCUGGUGUCAGGUUCUCAUUCUCUCCUGUGAAGAGUGAAGAUGAUGAAGAGGAAGCUCAGUCCUCUCAUCUUCAUCAAAGACGAACUGAACACAUGGAAACAGAAGCUGAUGGAGAGGACUGUGGAGGACCAGAACCAGACAGGAAGUCAGGACCAGAACCAGACAGGAAGUCAGGACCAGAUAACGAGACUGGAGACUCUUCUGGGACUGAACACAGUGACGGUUUGAAGGCGACCAGAGACCCUCAUUCAGGUCUCAACUCUCAUGCUCGUUGUGUGAGAAGUGGAACUGGGGAGAAACCGUUCAGCUGCUCCGAGUGUGGGACACGUUUUAGGACCAAGACGAGUCUGAAGAGACACAAACUAAUCCACACGGGAGAGAAACCCUUCGGCUGCUCAGCGUGUGAGAAAACAUUUCUUCUUCCACACAUCUGAAGAGACACAUGAUAUCUCACACAGGAGAGAAACCCUUCGGCUGCUCCGUCUGCGAGAAACAGUUCACACAGAAUAGUGAUUUACAGAU